GUAUCGUACACUCUUCGCCGCUCUUUCCAAAGCACUCGCCUAUUAUGGAUGGAAUACAGCUCCGCGAUGAGGCGGUUCGCGAUCGCAUACGAGCUGCAGAGGAGUUCCUCGAUCCGCAGGACCAGAGAGCGCGGAGUUAUCAGGCAGACAUCUUGUUGAUGCUCAACCGCGGGCUACGACGACUCACAGUCAGCAUUGAUGAAAUUCGACAACAUAACAGAGAAAUCGCAGAUGGCCUCCUGAACCAGCCGUUUGACUGGUCACAAGCCUUCGAUCGCGCGCUCUUCAACAUCGUGCAGACCCUACGCAAUCGAGCAACGCAGCAGGUAGAUGAAGAGGCUAUGUACUACUGCGCCUAUGUGGGCAGUUUUGGAGAGUACGCCUGCAACCCGCGCACGCUAUCGUCGCACUACCUGAACCACAUGGUAUCUCUAGAGGGCAUCGUCACAAAAUGCUCGCUUGUGCGGCCCAAGGUCAUCAAGAGCGUGCACUGGAACGAGAGGAAGUCGACUUUUCAUUUCCGCGAAUACCGAGAUCAGACAAUGACUGCCAAUGGAGCUGCAAGCACGAGUGUCUACCCUACAGAAGAUGGCGAGGGAAAUCCGCUGGUUACAGAAUACGGGUACUGCACAUACAGAGAUCACCAGACCAUUUCGAUUCAAGAGAUGCCAGAGAGGGCGCCUGCUGGGCAGCUGCCUCGUGGAGUGGACGUGAUCAUGGACGAUGAUAUGGUGGACAGAGUAAAACCCGGCGACAGAAUACAAUUAGUCGGCAUCUACCGAUCUUUGGGCAAUCGUAACGCUGGCCAGGGCAGUUCCACGUUCAAGACGCUCAUCCUGGCGAACAAUGUGAUUUUGCUGUCAUCGAAGUCGGGAGGUGGAAUUGCGCAGCAGGUCAUCACAGAUGGCGACAUCAGGAACAUCAAUAAGAUUGCGAAAGGGCGAAGGUUGUUCGAUCUGCUCUCGCAGUCACUAGCACCCAGUAUCUAUGGCCACGAUCAUAUCAAGAAGGCAAUUUUGCUCAUGCUCCUGGGUGGCAUGGAGAAGAAUCUGGAUAAUGGAACUCAUCUCCGUGGUGACAUCAACAUACUCAUGGUUGGCGAUCCUUCAACUGCGAAAUCUCAGCUGCUCCGGUUCGUGCUGAACACUGCUCCUCUGGCGAUUGCUACAACCGGUCGCGGGUCAUCUGGUGUCGGUCUCACAGCAGCGGUUACGUCUGACAAAGAGACUGGGGAGCGCCGUCUCGAAGCUGGUGCGAUGGUGCUUGGCGAUCGUGGUGUGGUCUGUAUCGACGAAUUCGACAAGAUGUCCGAUGUCGACCGUGUCGCCAUUCACGAGGUUAUGGAGCAGCAAACUGUCACAAUUGCAAAGGCAGGCAUUCAUACCUCACUCAACGCCCGAUGCUCAGUCAUUGCGGCAGCCAAUCCCAUCUACGGCCAAUACGAUACGCAUAAGGACCCACACAAGAACAUUGCUCUGCCGGACUCCUUGCUCUCGCGAUUUGAUCUGCUCUUCGUAGUCACUGAUGACAUAGAAGAUGUUCGUGAUCGCCAGAUUUCUGAGCACGUUCUGCGUAUGCACCGAUAUCGUCAACCUGGAACGGAGGAAGGCGCUCCAGUACGCGAGCAGCAGACCCAGACACUGGGCGUUGGUCUUGAAGAAGAAGGCGAUACGACAAACAAGACCACCACGCCCUACGAAAAGUUCGAUGCAAUGGUACACAGUGGCGUGACGAUCACGCGAGGUCGCGGUGCGAACCAACGACGUGAAGUUUUGAGUAUUCCUUUCAUCAAGAAGUACAUUCAGUACGCCAAGUCACGUAUCAAGCCCAUCUUGACCAAGGGAGCUGCGGAUCACAUUGUCGCCACUUAUAGCGCGCUUCGGAACGAUGAGAUGGAGGGCAACCAGCGCAAAACUUCACCUAUGACUGCGCGUACAUUGGAAACGCUGAUUCGUUUGGCUACUGCUCAUGCAAAGUCACGACUUUCGAACAGAGUUGAAGAGAAGGAUGCCGAGGUGGCAGAGAGCAUUUUACGGUUUGCUUUGUUCAAAGAAGUUGUGGAGGACGAGCGCAAGCGACGGAAGCGUGCCAGACGAUCCCCAGACCCAGAUGCCAUGUCAACGGACGACUCCGACAGCAGCGACGAUGAUGAUGCCACGAAUCUUCGCCCGAGAGCCAGCGGGUCAACACGCACACGUACUGCAGGGCGGAGCACAAGAAGUACAAACGGCACAAAUGGCAGUGCAGCCGCGCACGGUGGUGCAGAGGAGGAAGGCGAGGAAGACUUGUACACGUCCACUCCGCGCCGCACAGGACAUACCACACAGACGAAUGGCGCGACCAAUUCUCAGGCGAGUAUGGCAUCAUCAUUGCCUGCAUCUCAGCUGCUCCAAGAUGAGUCCCAGCAGACGCAAGAAGAGGAAGACGAGGAGGAAGAAACAACCACGGCACCAAUUUCCGCUCAGCGUGUGCAGGCGUUUCAAACUGCUCUUGGUCAGCUCAUUGAUGGACCUCUAUUCGCAAAUGAUGCUGCAGAUGUCGAGCCGUUGAUUGCUGCAGUCAACGCCCGAUUAAGGAGUGGUGAGGCUCGCUUCGAGGAUGACGAGGCGCAGAAGGCACUAGAAGACCUCAACAGACGCAACAAGAUCAUGUUGAGUGGAGGGAUCGUGUACAAAAUCUAAUCGUCUAAAGGAAGUGUUUGUGCUUGAGUUCUGCUGCAUUGUAUUAUUGCAUGGGCGAACGAUGGGAAUGCAUCUGCUCUCCUUUAUAUAACGUGUACCACGAACGAGUUACAUGUGCCAUGAACGCAUUACACGCUGUAAUUACAGUCAGGCGGUCGCUCACGGCCACCAGCUUUGCGCUUCGUACUUCUUCUUCUAUUUUACAGUGGCUUAGAACUCAAUAUGACCAGCGUGGUCGCUA
Molecule: messenger RNA, 2922 nt
Organism: Sphaerulina musiva SO2202
Lineage: Eukaryota; Fungi; Ascomycota; Dothideomycetes; Mycosphaerellales; Mycosphaerellaceae
Product: MCM-domain-containing protein
Exons: 2
Coding region: 45-2681 (878 amino acids)
Biological process (GO): DNA replication; double-strand break repair via break-induced replication; mitotic DNA replication initiation
Cellular component (GO): MCM complex; nucleus
Molecular function (GO): ATP hydrolysis activity; single-stranded DNA binding; ATP binding
Source: RefSeq, a predicted model, not a curated record